AGAGGGAUGCGGGCGGCAGAGCGCGAGAGGCGGCGGCCGGGCUGCGGAGCGCUGUGACUGUCCAUCCACCCAGUCUGGUCGCGCUCCUCUCUUCGGCCGGUUGGUCGCCUCCUCUCUGCACCCUGGUUUCGGUCUCCUGUUCCUCCUUUGCCCAGACUCUGUUCCUUAUGGCAGUAGCUCCCCGCAUCUGGGGCUCAGCUUCUCAGCGGACUAUCCUCUCGCUCCGCAGGCUGAGCCCGGUCACUGGAUGUUGCUGAAACUCCGGAGAUCAUGCGCUCCUUUGGCCGCAGCCUCAACGCCGGCUGUCCCUGCCGCCGCCCCCUCUGCUGCCGCGGUCCGCGGGAUGCUCUGUAGUCCGCUGCCUGGCCCCAGCGAUCCCGUGUUCUUCAGAAGCCGUUGGUUGCUGCAGAGUUGCGCGAAGUAGUCAUGGUGCUGUGGGAGUCCCCGCGGCAGUGCAGCAGCUGGACACUUUGCGAGGGCUUCUGCUGGCUGCUGCUGCUGCCCGUGACGCUGCUUAUCAUAGCCCGCCCGGUGAAACUCGCUGCUUUCCCUACCUCCUUAAGUGACUGCCAAACGCCCACCGGCUGGAACUGCUCCGGUUAUGAUGACAGAGAAAAUGAUCUCUUCCUGUGUGAUACCAACACCUGUAAAUUUGACGGGGAAUGUUUAAGGAUUGGAGACACUGUGACUUGCGUCUGUCAGUUCAAGUGUAACAGUGACUAUGUGCCUGUGUGUGGCUCCAAUGGAGAGAGCUACCAGAAUGAAUGCUACCUGAGGCAAGCUGCCUGCAAACAGCAGAGUGAAAUACUUGUGGUCUCAGAAGGAUCCUGUGCUACAGAUGCAGGAUCGGGAUCUGGAGAUGGAGUCCAUGAAGGCUCUGGAGAGACCAGUCAGAAGGAGACAUCCACCUGUGAUAUUUGCCAGUUUGGCGCGGAGUGUGACGAAGAUGCUGAGGAUGUCUGGUGUGUGUGCAACAUUGACUGUUCUCAAACCAACUUCAAUCCCCUCUGUGCUUCUGAUGGGAAAUCUUAUGAUAAUGCAUGUCAAAUCAAAGAAGCGUCAUGUCAGAAACAGGAGAAAAUUGAAGUCAUGUCUCUGGGUCGAUGUCAAGAUAACACAACUACAACCACUAAAUCUGAAGAUGGGCAUUAUGCAAGAACAGAUUAUGCAGAGAAUGCUAACAAAUUAGAAGAAAGUGCCAGAGAACACCACAUACCUUGUCCAGAACAUUACAAUGGGUUCUGCAUGCAUGGGAAGUGUGAACACUCCAUCAAUAUGCAGGAGCCAUCUUGCAGAUGUGAUGCUGGUUAUACUGGUCAACACUGUGAAAAGAAGGACUACAGUGUUCUUUACGUUGUUCCUGGCCCUGUCCGGUUCCAGUACGUCUUGAUUGCAGCUGUGAUUGGAACAAUUCAGAUUGCUGUCAUCUGUGUGGUGGUCCUCUGCAUCACAAGGAAAUGCCCCAGAAGCAACAGAAUUCACAGACAGAAGCAAAAUACAGGGCACUACAGUUCAGACAACACAACAAGAGCAUCCACACGGUUAAUCUAGAGGGAGCAUGUUUCCCAGUGGCCGGACAACCGACAGCUUGGACUACACAAUACAGUAUUAGAGACAAAAGAAUAAGACAAGAUCUACACAUGUUGCCUUGCGUUUGUGGUAAUCUACACCAAUGAAAACAUGUACUACAGCUAUAUUUGAUUAUGUAUGGAUAUAUUUGAAAUAGUAUACAUUGUCUUGAUGUUUUUCUGUAAUGUAAAUAAACUAUUUAUAUCACAAUAUAGUUUUUUCUUUCCCAUGUAUUUGUUAUAUAUAAUAAAUACUCAGUGAUGAGAAAAAAAAUGGCAUUCUUAAACUUGCAGUAAUUCAUAGCUGUAAACACAGUCCAACUGUCAUGGGCUAUGCAGACAGCAGUAUUUCAUCCCUCUGUGCAUCUUCAGACAACACAUUAGUUUGCACAGCAAUCUGUAGCUAGGUUUUGAGUGAUUCCAAGAUCAAGGGAUAUACUGCUUAUUGGAAAAAAGAAAAAUAAUUUACUUUAUUGAGGAAGCAUAAGAUAUGUCAUAUCCUUGAAUCAUCUCUGCCUCAUCUACUUUCUUCCCUGUCUUUCACUGUCAUUCACAGAACUGAAAAAUCUCUGGUAUGUAAGUUACAGAUGAGAAAAAGGGAAGUGUUUUGUGGCUCAAAAUAAAAUGCAAAAAA
This is a messenger RNA of Arvicanthis niloticus (Nile rat), 2202 nucleotides long. RefSeq names its product transmembrane protein with EGF like and two follistatin like domains 2 (gene Tmeff2). Gene Ontology annotation, molecular function: protein binding. The record is from RefSeq and is a predicted model, not a curated record. Lineage: Eukaryota; Metazoa; Chordata; Mammalia; Rodentia; Muridae.